Molecule: messenger RNA, 1113 nt
Organism: Talaromyces amestolkiae
Lineage: Eukaryota; Fungi; Ascomycota; Eurotiomycetes; Eurotiales; Trichocomaceae
Exons: 4
Coding region: 1-1113 (370 amino acids)
Biological process (GO): carbohydrate metabolic process
Molecular function (GO): arabinan endo-1,5-alpha-L-arabinosidase activity
Source: RefSeq, a predicted model, not a curated record
AUGUUGCUGCCAGUCCUUACCAAAACGUCGGGUCCAACUCCCAGAUCCUCCUACCAGUUCCUCCUAACCACAGCCUUGACCAUAUCUCUCUUAAUAUCAACACCAACAGCACAAAAUAUAACCUUCCCCCUCCCCCUCCCCACAAACCACAACUGCCGCGACCCAAGUAUCAUCCUCUACAACGACUACUACUACCUCUUCUCCACCAGCUCCCAACUCUCCUACUGGCGCGCCUCCAACCUCUCCGGACCCUGGCACCCAGCAGGCUCCGUCCUGCCACGCAGCACCGGCAGUGUAAUCGACAAGGGCGAUCCACGCCAGCCCUGGGCGCCCACCAUUUUGCUAGUCAAUGAUACAUUCUACUGUUUCUAUUGCGUAAGCACAAUCAAUACACGGAACAGCUCAAUUGGCGUCGCGACUUCUACUUCGCUCGACGACGGAGGAGCUGGGACGUGGACAGAUCACGGCGCACUCAUCAAUACCGUCUCCGGCGCGAACGCAGAUGUAUUUCCCUACAACGACUCAAACGCUAUUGAUCCCAGCAUCGUUGUUGACCCUGUCGGGAACAGCGGGCAGGCAUGGUUGACAUUCGGGAGUUAUUGGAGCGAUAUAUGGCAGGUGCCUUUAUCCGCUGAUCUGUUGUCCGUCGAAAAUGCGGACGAUCCCAAUGCGACGCAUGUAGCGUUCAAUGCGAGCUUUCCGGCUGAGGAGGCGUCGUUUGUGAGUUAUAAGGCGCCCUGGUAUUAUCUGUGGUAUAGUAAGGGGUAUUGUUGUGGGUUGGAUAUUGAUGAUCUGCCGGCUGCGGGGACCGAGUAUUCGAUCCAUGUCGGUAGAUCUCUGGAAGUCUCAGGUCCAUACUUGGAUAAGGACAAUGUCUCGCUGGCCGAGGGUGGUGGAUCGAUAAUCUAUGGCUCGAAUCAUGAUGGUCAGGUCUAUGCUCCUGGGAGCAGUGGUGUGAUCAGUAGUGAUUCAGGACAGGAUGUUUUGUAUUAUCAUUACUUGAAUCUGAGUAUAGGCGUUUCAGAGGGGGACGCAAUCCUAGGCUACAAUUACCUAGACUACGAUGACGGCUGGCCUGUCGUGAGCUCCAUGUACGUCUUCCAUUAUGUGUAA